Molecule: messenger RNA, 3170 nt
Organism: Anopheles gambiae (African malaria mosquito)
Lineage: Eukaryota; Metazoa; Arthropoda; Insecta; Diptera; Culicidae
Gene: qsm
Exons: 7
Coding region: 751-2049 (432 amino acids)
Source: RefSeq, a predicted model, not a curated record
CACGGCAAGUUCGGGCGCCCGAGCGCACACUACUACUUUGCGCCUUCGCGCGUCCGCACCAACCGCUCAGUACAGCUUGAGUCGUCGACGCUGAGAGGCCGCAGUGCGUUUCGUUUCCCGUCGAAAGCCCGUCGUCUCGCUUUUCGUUCAACGCCCGUCUGCUAAGUGUGUGCAGUAGUAAGUGAGUUAACGUGAAGUAGGCAAAAAAAAACCCAAAAUAAUUGCCACCCCGAGGCCGCCCUCACCCCGGAGUGUGCUUAGCAGUGGUGCCCUUUCCUUCUAACUGCCCACGUCGUGUCGUGUCGUGGUGCUCGUUGUGUGCAUUUGCAGUGUCUCAAAGCGUGUGGUUGUGUGUAACGCCGUAUUGCAUAACUCACUCACCGGCGUGCGCCCUAAAACCGAGCGCACCUUCGGCUAACAAGGGUUCGUCGCCGACGCUGCCGCCGCCCGCACGAGCAUUGAAAUCGUUUGGAUCGAAUUUGGAUUGGCGCGAUUUGUCUGUCGGUGAUUGUGGUGGUGCUUGUCUGUGGUAGUGUUUUUAGCUGUCGUUAUGGUAGUGUAGGUGCCCCGCAGUGUCACAUUUGACGUGAUCUCGAGUGAUCGCCCAUUCUAUUCGUCUGUUGGCGUGCAUUCGAUUGUGCCCGUAGCCCAAAUUUUGCAACGAAUUUCGGUUCCAGAUAGAGUUGGUGCGAGCUGGUUGCCAGAAGUGACAGAGUGGGAAGCAAACUGUACACCACAAAAGGCGCGACGAUGAAGCUGAAGCUGCUGUACACGCUGGCCAGCAUAGCGCUGCUGACCGUGGCCAGCUGUGAAGCGAAAGCCACCCACAAGGUAACGUGCGCCGACGAGACGAUGCGGGUCGACGUUGCACUGCCGUCGGAAAACUUCUCCAGCGAGGCCGUCUAUCUGGACGGUAUGAAGGGCUAUCCAGAUCCGAAGUGUAAGCCCACCAUACGGGAGAAUCUGGCCGUGUUUGAGCUUUCGCUCACCAACAUCUACGAUUGCGGUGUGACACGGGUGAUCAAUCAAAUUACGGGGAAGAAAGUUUUCUAUCAUCGGAUCAUCGUCGAGACCGGGCCGGACACUGGCAAGGAGAUCGUGAGCGUAAAGUGCAUCACCACCGGGCCGAGCUACAAUGUGACGCACGGUAUCGUGAAGCGGGAUGUGCUGCCCGCCGGCUUCCAGGAACCAGAAGAUCUCGAAAUAACGACCUCGAUCACGGAGAAUGCCCCCGAACCGUCACUCGGUAUUGCGAUCCGCCAGGGCGACAAGCUGGUAUCGGGCGACCUUAACGUUAGCCCCGGGGCUCACCUGCAGAUGGAAAUUUUCCUCGACAACCGUUCGGCACCAAUUUACGGGCUCGGCGUCAACUACAUGCUCGUCACCGACACCAAAUACCAGGAGGAAACGAUCAUUUUCAACGGCUGCUCAGUUGAUCCGUAUCUGUUCGAAAACUUCAACACGGUCGACGGUGACCUGCUGGCAGCCAAGUUCCGCGCGUUCAAGUUCCCCGAGUCGACCUACGUCCAGUUCCGCGGCACCGUCAACGUGUGCGUCGAUCGGUGCAAGGGUGUAAUCUGCAGCAACGGUCAGACGGCGUUCGGACGGCGGAAGCGCGAGAUCAGUGCUGCACCGGCCGACCCGAACAAGGUGUACGAAGUCACCAUGACUACCUUCAUCAAGGUGAACUACGACGAGAAUGCAGAUCAGAAUACUGUGUCGGAGAUUGAUCAGAAAAUUCGCCAGCUGAAGCUCACCAACCAGAAGCUUGCCCGCAACAGCCGUGCCGGCAACGUGUUCGAGAGCAUCCACAAUGUGCCGGCCCGGACGGCGGAUGUGGAGCAGCCGGAAGCCACCACCCUGCCGGCGGACAACGAGAGCGCCAAGGUCGAGGAGACGAUCGUGUUCCGCGAGGUGAUCACCCGGCAGGAGGAGCAGGAGGACGCAUCGUUCGAGAGCGCCAGCGGUAGCUCCCGGCGGACGGCCUGGCAACUGGGCGCCCUGCUUGCCGCACUCUGCACGAUCGCACUCGAGAUCGUUCGCCAUUGAAAGUCACGAUUUCUCACGCGGUGAGCAUGAUCUCUCUCGCACACCGGAACCAAACAAGGCAAAAAAAGAAGAAAAGCAAAACAAAUACGGACUGCCGUGCUCGGCGGGCUGAAGUGGAGGAAUCGGCGCGAACGACGCUAUGUCACACUUCCAUUUUGGCCAUCGCCGACCGUGGACGGUCCUAUGCAUUAUGGAGAAACUGGAGACAACACUGAACGCACGGUGCUGUCUCACCGUACGGGGUGGGAAUUAUUAAUUAGAACGUGAGGGUACAACAAGCUGUAAAUAUUCGAUUCCUGUGUAGGCAGUGGCACCGUCGGUGAGAGAGCACACGAGAGCAAACACUGGGGUUCAUUCAUGUUUUUAGCAGCGGGUUUUCUUUUUGUAAUUUUACGCGACAGUUUACACUAAUAGCACAAAAUUGAACGCUGAACAAAUUAGACACUAAUUAACGCUUGACGAGAUACUAAUAGAAACGCGUGUGCAUUGGGAGAAUAUUUCAGCGUGCGAAACGAAAAGGAAAAUUCAUUUUACUUGGGCAGUUUAAGAACACGCGGAACGAAAGCAAUAGGAUUAAAACAUACUAAAGUUGCUGGAUGUGUGUGCGAAAAAAAAUCAAACACACAACACGAUCGUGCUUUGGGAUAUAAGCAAGAACGCGUCUGUACGAUGCUGAUCGGUACGAACUUGUCGGUAAAAGGUUGCGCUCACGCGUACACGCGCAGCUCUAGCCGCAGUAAGAUAAGAUAAUGCUAGUCUAAUUACUGUUUAAUUGAGCGGACAAGAACUGACAGGGAAAACGGAAAGCGCCCAAUAGGACAGAGGCGCCCAGCGAGCCGAUGCGACGAUAUGCAGGCAAUCGAGGCCACUAAAGCCUUCCGUCGCGCGCUUACACUAACAGGGGGAGAGACAAAGAAAUUACUGAUCGUAAACUCCUUCAAUGGGACCACGAAUCACCGAAUCCGCAAAUGUGAGGAAUAAAAUAAAGCAUCAUUAAUAGCAUUAACGACCGAUAAAUAAUGUAAAAGGGUGGCCCCAUCGGUGGCCGUCGCGCUAACGCCAGCAAUAAUUGUGAAAAUUGUGCGAAAAUCUAGGAAAAUAAAGCUAACCGUAAAACUAAA